Messenger RNA from Danio aesculapii, 930 nucleotides. Its product is annotated as microfibril-associated glycoprotein 4. The record is from RefSeq and is a predicted model, not a curated record. NCBI's taxonomy places the organism in Eukaryota, Metazoa, Chordata, Actinopteri, Cypriniformes, Danionidae. The transcript is spliced from 4 exons. Gene Ontology annotation, biological process: elastic fiber assembly.
AUGUAGCUGAUCUGGUUUUUGGCAGCUCUUGUCUCUGUUGCCUCGGCCAUUGACUAUAGAUAUAAGCCAUUGGACUGUUCUCAUCAUUACAAAUCAGGAGAAAGGUUUAGUAAGACUUACACCAUCCAUCCAAGCGGUGACCAUCCUCACCAUGUUUUCUGUCACAUGGUAUCAGAUGGCAGAGAUGAAGAUAACGGAGGAUGGACGGUGAUUCAGAAGAGGAUGGACGGCACACUGAACUUCUUUCAGCCUUGGAAGGAGUACAAGAAAGGAUUCGGGAAUGUGGAGGGCGAACACUGGCUGGGUCUGGAGCACAUCCACCACAUGACACGCCACAGGAGGUUUAUUCUAAGAGUGGAUAUGGAGGACUUUCAUGGAAGGAGAGGUUUCGCUCAUUACUCGUCCUUCUCUGUGGGGUCUGAAGAAGACGGCUAUAAACUGCACGUUUCAGGAUUCAGGGAUGGAGGAGCAGGCGACUCUUUGACUCCACAUAAUGAAAUGAAGUUCUCCACCUUUGACAAAGACCAAGAUUUGUAUGACAAGAACUGCGCCAGAGAGUUUCUGGGGGGAUUCUGGUAUAAAAAGUGUCACCAUGCUAACCCCAACGGUGUGUAUUUAUGGGGUCACGAUCGCACCCAUUACGCUAUCGGUGUGUGUUGGUGGAGCUGGGAUCACAAUUACUACAACAGCUUGAAACACAUCACCAUGCGGAUCAAACCUGAAUCCUAGAAACACUAUAAUGUUUGACACAUAAUGCUUAAUAAUCUUUAAUGCAUAGGGUAUGUUUAGAGCUGAGCACUCAGUGUGUAUGUGAACACAUGUGCUUGACACAGUUAAAGUUUGACCUCUGUAAAGUCUCAGUGCUCUCUCUCCAGAAGUUAUAAUGACUUAUAAUGCUGUGUUUAACUUUCCCACAAGCUGUUCAAUGAC